Siniperca chuatsi (mandarin fish) is the source of this 6506-nucleotide messenger RNA. RefSeq names its product apoptotic chromatin condensation inducer 1a (gene acin1a). The record is from RefSeq and is a predicted model, not a curated record. Bases 220 to 5757 code for a protein of 1845 amino acids. Lineage: Eukaryota; Metazoa; Chordata; Actinopteri; Centrarchiformes; Sinipercidae. Gene Ontology annotation, molecular function: nucleic acid binding. The transcript is spliced from 19 exons.
UCUGAGCCUGGAGUUGUGAGUGCUACACAAGAUGUCUGUGAGUCUGUGGCUGUCAGUGGGCUGCUGCUGUUGCUGCUGCUGAUUUGAGCCUUGACUGACAUGACUGAACCACGCCAUCGUUGGAAAGACGUUGGAAAGGGGGAAGUCGUCGACGAUGACGCUAGGUGGAGGAAGGCGUUGCUCGGCGCUCUUGCUGGGAACUGACUAGAGGAACGGAAAAUGGCGGAUCUCGAAGACGUUACCCUGGACGGGAGACCGCUCCAGUCCCUUCGAGUAGCAGAUUUGAAAGCUGCUCUUGAGGAGAGAGGACUCUCGAAAAGCGGACAGAAGAAUGCUCUCAUUAAAAGACUUAAGGGGGCUCUCAUGCUGGAGAAUCUGCAGAGGACCUCCACCGCUCACGUUGGACUGCAGCCAAACUCACAGAUUGGUGAGGAAAUGAGCCAGAACAGCUUUAUCAAGCAGUAUCUGGCUAAACAACAGGAGCUCCUGAGGCAGCGCCUAGAGAGAGAGGCCCGCGAAGCAUAUGAAACAAAUGAGGAAGAGGACCACGCAGAAGUUAAUAACAGUACCUCAUGCCCUCCCCAAGCCCAGGAUGUCACACCAGCAGUGGCUGAGCAGCACAAGCCACCUGGCCCCUCUGGUGGAGAGGGAUUGUUUGGUGCAGUGAAUGAGGGAGAGGGUGACAGGAACCAGGAGGCUGACAUGUCUGGUCCUCCUGCUUCUGGCUCUGUGGCUAUGCGUGUUCCUGGUGGUGAGCAGCGGCCAGAGAGGGGUUCUGUGUCCAACGAAGUCGCCGCUGACAGCGACGAUGAGGAUAGCGAGGAUGGCGAGGAGGAUGGUGACGAUGACGAUUGGGACAGUGGUGCUCGGAGGAGAAGCCUCAGAGAGCCAGCCAGAGUGCCCACGACCAGAGAAAGGUCUGGAGCAUCCUGUCAACCCCAGCAGCAACACAUGCCUUCCCUUUUGUCCCCUCAACUCCGCCAGCCAACACCUCCUCCCUCCCCGCCUCCAGAGUUAUCAUUCCCCUUGCCUGACACCCCUAAGCAGAGCCCACCUAGUCCAGAUGUAGCCCCAGCUAGGCGCUCACCCAGUACCUCCAGCUCUGGUUCCUCCAGCAGCGGCAGCCGCAGUAGCAGCCCAGAGCCACAGAGAAGUGGACACGCAGAGCGCAAGCCUGGCCCGCUGACCCUUCUGGCACGUAAGAUGGCGUCAGAAGGUGCUUUCUCGGGAGCAGGUUGGCACGGUGGUAAUGGGGAAGGCAACAGGCAAGACAGCAGUUCACCUUCAGCUACAUCAAUACCUGGCAGAGGACAUCCAGAGGGUCUGGUAUCUGCCAUCACUCACACAGCCAACACUGGCCAUGUGCCAUUUCCCAUGAUUCCAGGCACCAACCAGAGUGUCACAGGAGCACAUUCGGCCAAUAUUCAAGUACCUGUGAGUGUGCUCAAGGCCACUGCAACAGAAGAGAGGGAAUCUGAGAUAGAAAGAGAAAAGGUCCUUGAUCUGGAAAGGCAAGAGAAGCAGAGAAAAGUUGAGCAAGAACGAGCAAUGGAGGAAGAGCGGGAAAGAGCUCUUGCACUCGAGACAGAGGAAAGAGAGAGAGCUCUGGAGAAAGAGAAAAUUGAACGACAGCAGGCCUUAGAAAGAGAAGAACGAGAAAAGGCUUUGCAGCGGGAGAGGGAACUUGCUCUAGAACGAGAGAGGCAGGAGAGGGAACUAGCUUUGGCUAAAGAGAGGGAAGAGCGAGAGCAAGCCUUAGCACAAGAGAGGGCCCUGGAGCUCGAGAGGCAGAAAGAGCUCGAGAGGCAGAAAGAGCUCGAGAGGCAGAAAGAGCUCGAGAGGCAGAAAGAGCUCGAAAGACAGAAAGAGCUCGAAAGACAGAGGGCCCUGGAGCUUGAGAGGCAGAGAGAGAUUGAAAGACAGAGAGCCCUGGAGCAAGAACGUCUGCAGAGAGAAAAAGAGGAGAGGGAGAAGCGAGAGAGAGAAGAAAUGGAGAGAGCGAUGGAGCUAGAAAGAGCCAAGGCUUUGGAGCAGGAAAGGAAGGAGAGAGAGAGGGCUCUUGAGGAAGAGAGGUUAGAGAGGGAAAGAGCUCUGGAGGCUGAGAGAAAGGAGAAGGAGAGGGUUGAGAGAGAAAAGGCUUUGGAGCAGGAAAGGUUGGAAAGGGAAAGGUUAGAGAGGGAGAAAGCCUUAGAGCAAGAGAGAAUAGAGAGAGAGAAAGCCCUGGAGCAAGAGAGACUAGAAAGGGAGAGAGCCCUAGAGCAAGAGAGACUAGAAAGGGAGAGAGCCCUAGAGCAAGAGAGACUAGAGAGAGAGAAAGCCAUAGAGCGAGAGAGAAUUGAGAGAGAGAAAGCUCUAGAGCAAGAAAAGUUGGAGAGGGAGAGAGCCCUAGAACAGGAGAGGUUAGAGCUUGAGAAGAAGGAAAAGGAGAGAAUUGAGAGAGAGAAAGCAUUGGAGCUAAAGAGGAUAGAGAGGGAAAAGGCCUUGGAACGAGAGAGGGAGGAAAAAGAGAGGGUGGAGAGAGAGGCAGCUCUGAAACAAGAGAGGAUGGAAAAGGAAAGAGCCGAGAAGGAGAGGAAAGAGAGACUGGAGAGGGAGAAAGCUCUAGAGCAGGAGAAACUUGAAAGGGAGAGAGCCUUGGAACAGGAGAGGAAGGAGAAGGAGAGGGCUCUCGAACGUGAAAGGUUAGAGAAGGAGAAAGCCAUGCAGAAAGAAAAGGAGGAGCAAGAGAGGGCCCUGGAACAGGAAAAAGAGAGAGCUAGGAUGGCUGAAAAGGAAAGGGAGAGUCACCUCCCUCCAUUCAAACGUGGCCGUGAGAUUGGUCUCACCCCCCUGUCCACUCCUCCCCCCCUCUCUACAGGACCAGUUAAAAAGUCAUCGACUGAGGCAGGAGAGCUUGAAGAUGUCCAUGCUCCAAUGUCCCGGAGUGAAGCAGCAGAAUCUGGUGCAUCCAUGUCACCAACACCUCUGUCGCCUCAGUCCUCAUUCAAGAAGUUCCGGUUCAUAAGGGACUCGCCAAUUCAGCCCCAAUCUUCCUCCACUUCCAUGGUUAUCAAGCAGCCCCGUAACUUCUCUAAUACCCCCCAGCCUCAGGCCUCACCUGUCUCCUCCCUCGCCAAUGUCGGGGAACGACAGCAGGAAGGACACCAGCCCUCCACUGAACAGGAAGUUCCACAGAUGCGGACAAAACAAGAGGUUGUUGCUAUGCCGAUGGGAAAUGUGGGGAUCCAGCCUGAGAACGAGACCACUGUUAGUACCACACUGGUCCAGAGUCCCAAAAAAGAAGGGGCCACAAGCCACGUAUCGGAGAACAAAGAAAAAGCAGAUUCAUUGAAGACAGAACGGGCUGCCAUGGAAUCCACCAAAAAAGCAAAAGAAGUAGAUAAAAGCAAGGGUUUGUUGGAUGCUGCACAGCAGAGGGGAAGAGAUGCAAAGAAGGAAGAAAAACAAGCAAGACAAAGAUCAUCGUCUAAUGAUUCCUCUUCCUCAGAAUCGGACUCUGGGUCCUCAUCAUCUCGAUCUUCUGGCUCAUCCACAUCUUCUCAAGAGAAAACCUGCUCCACUUCAAGAGGUAGAAGGGAAGGGAAACCUGAAAGAGAUUCUUCACCACAGCACAGGGCGAAACUAGAGGCUCAGACUGACUGUUUAAAAGAAACUCCAAAAGCCUCCCCUUGCAAAAGAGAGAUGUCUGUAGAGAAGAGUAACACAACUGCUGAUGGAGACAGUCACACCAAGAAACCGUUUAUUAAAGCACCAACCAGAGAGGAGACACAAAGGAAGAGAAAGGACAGCGAGGGAGAGGAGGAAAAGGACAAACAAAGGCAGGUGAAGGAGAUUGCCAUGGCAGAGUCAGAGAAGCUUCCAGAGACCAGUGAGGAGACACCAAAGGCCUUCUCAGCUCGUAAGAUCUCUCUUAGCAGCAGUAAAUUAUCCCCAGGCACUGGCAGUGUAGAGGGCGAGCAGGAGUUUGGGGCCGCAGCCGGUCGCAAGAGGAGGUGGGGCUCCAGCACAGCUGUCACUGCCAAGAAACCUUCCAUCAGCAUCACCACAGAUUCACUCAAGUCUCUGAUCCCAGACAUUCGGCCGUGUCUCGGCCAGGAGGCAGUAGUGGACCUGCACCCGGAGGAAGCCGUCCUUUCUGGGGCUGAGGAUGAAGAGAGGGAGCGCUCUGACCAGGACCUUCAGAUCCGACGCACUGUCACACAGGUGGUGCACUCGGAGAGCCAGGAGAAUGGACAGAAAGGGCCAAAGAGGAGCAGACAUGAAGAUUUGGAGGAGGAUGACCUGCAGGGAGACAGAGAGAGGACAAGGGAGCAUGAAGAGAAGAUGGACACCUCAUUUCCUGGAGCCAUCGAAACCCAGUCUCCAUCACAUACUAGCCAUGAUGUAGACAUCAACACUGUGACCCCCAGCGACACCCUCAUUCGUCGCUCCAUCAGCCAGCAGAAAACAGGUGUUUCCAUCACAAUCGAUGACCCUGUUCGCACGGCCCGGCAGCCCUCGCCACCUCGUGGCAAAGUCUCCAGCAUUGUUCACAUCAGCAACCUGGUGAGGCCGUUCACUCUUGGGCAGCUUAAGGAGCUGCUUGGCAGAACUGGAACCCUGGUGGAGGAGGGCUUCUGGAUUGACAAAAUCAAGUCUCACUGCUACGUCACUUACUGUAGCUGUGAGGAGGCAGUGGCUACACGGGCAGCUCUUCAUGGAGUGAAAUGGCCUCAGAGCAAUCCAAAAGUCCUUAGCGUAGACUUCUGCCAGCAGGAUGAGCUGGACUUCCACAAAGGCUUGGGUACAGCUGACAGACCCGGAGCAGAGGAACAGGGGCCCGGCCGUGGUCGAACAUCGGGCCUGCCCUCUCUCCUCCCAGAGCGAGACCAGUGGGCCGAGCGUGAGCGUGAGAUGGAGCGCCGGGAGAGGACUCGCGCAGAGCGGGAGUGGGAUCGCGACAAAGUCAGAGAGUUUGGUAAACCUGGAGAAGAGAAGGAGGGAGGUCCCCGGAGGUCACGCUCCAGAGAGAGACGACGCAAGGAGAGGGGAAAGAGCAAGGAGAAGAAGACUGAGAAGAAAGAGAAAACGGCUGAGGAUCCCCCUGCAAAGCUGCUUGAUGAUCUGUUCCGCAAAACUAAAGCAGCUCCUUGCAUAUACUGGCUUCCACUUUCAGAGGAACAGUUUGUUCAGCGGGAAGCUGCCAGAGCAGAACGGAUGAAAGAGCGUGAGAAACGGAGGAAGGAGCAAGAGGAGGAGGAGGAGAAAAAAAGGGAAGAGGAGCGCAAGGAGCGGAUGAAAGCCGGAGCCGGCACAGCAGGAGAGCGGAGUGAGGGUGAGAAGGACAAGACAAGGACAAGGACAGAGAGAGAGACAGAGACCGAGGUAGAGACAGAGACAGAGACAGGGAGAGAGAGAGGGAGAGGGAGAGGGAGAACGACAAACGCAGGGAUGGCUACCGUAGGCCGGGGGGCAGCGGGGCAGGCGGGGGUCGGCGCUCCCGCAGCCGCAGUGAUCCACGAGAAAGGCGGCGUUAAUGGCCGAUCGACUGAUGGAACUGUCCUAGAGACCACCCUCUUCCAUUUGCCUUUCACUACAUGUACUUUGUUACAACUAAGACCCAACAGAGGACCAACUGAUGUCGUCACCAUCUCUCAAAUUGUCACCUUUUUUAAAGCACAUCUACACCUACACACAGUCAAGCUUAAAGGGGACCAUGAUUUUUUUUGCAGUGUUGUUUCCCAGAGUGCUGUACGUCUUGCUCCUGUCGAGGUUUGAUAUAUUUUGUUUAUACGUUUGCCUCUUUUUUUCUUUGUUUUUUGUCUUGACGGCAUAGCAGUAUGGCACGCUGGGUAAUUUUAAUGAUUUCCCCCAAUGUUCCCCAUUUUCCUGUAAGUGUAGGUGCCAAUUAUGAUUUGCAAUCAAUUGUCGUUGCCUGGGUGUUUUUAACAGCUCUGCGAUUUGGAUGAGGAAUUAUUUUGUUGCUGCAUGUAGUCCAAGGCUCUCCUCGUCAGUCCUGCCUGAAGAGAAAACUCGGCCCUCUGUCCAGAGGCUUGCGGAAAUCCGAAAAUAUUGGAAUAGGUGUGUUUGGCAUUUUGUACAGACAUAUAAGAUUACUCAAAAUCAAGUCUUUAAAUGGAGCAGCUCGGGAGUAUUUUUGGACAGGUGUUGAAAAACUACUAAGGCAAAUGCAGUGUUCCUCUCUCCUUUUAGUUAAGAGAUGAGACAAUUCUCGGGGGGCGGGGAGGGGGGGGUCUAUGUCUGUCACCUGACACAAGUUAUGAUUAUGUCCUUAUCAUCGAUUCUCUUCUUUCUCCCUCCUUUCCUCCCGUUCUCUUACCCUGUAGUGUCAAUACAGGCCCAAGAGGGGAGGUUGCAUUAUGAGUUUUCUCACCAAUGGUUUUAAUAUUGUUUUUUAAUCAUUAUUUUAUCAUUUUAGUACCAAGGUUUGUUUUCGUUUUUUAAUUUCUUCUUUGAGUACGCCUAUCAGUGGUGAAUGUACAAAUAAUAAAAAUUGAAAUUUGAAA